CUGGGAAUUUGCCUGGUCGAUGCAUGUCUGUUUGCUAUCUACAUCCCCCCGCAGAAUGGUGGAAAUGUCUGUAAUUUGCGCAGUGGGGUAUCCUAAGCAUUCUGCGCGUGACUAUUUUAUCUGUUGUCCAACAUGUCUUUUGUCCUCAGCCAUACGACAGGUGGUUUGCCUUUAUCAAGAGAAAAUAAAUGUCACUUUAAAUUAAGGCAUUUUUCACAUUAUUAUCAGCCAAGCAAUUCAUUCUCAUGAACAUAUUUACUCUCUGAGAUUUUACAGAAUUAUCUCAUUCUGUAUCACUGCAAAUGGUGGAUCCUUUUCCCAUUGGUUGGGUAUCCUGGGAAAAUUGUGAACAUGUUAUUCAGAAUACAUCACUCAACCUUUGAUGUAACAAGAGAAGGGGUGUGAGGGACUCUCCUCAUACUCAACAAUCAAGUCAUCUUUCAGUCGUAUUUUCCACCUCCCACAUAAACAGAACUGAGGGAUUUCAUCCUACUGUAACCAGCUGUUGAUAUCGUCCGUGUUGUGUCUGCAAACGAUCAAAGCAGUAAACCUAUCUUGGCUGUGCAGACCACAGACUCCAUUUUGCAAUGAUUGAGUAGAAAGCAGAACACAUUACCUGUAGGAUGUGCUGGUCCAUACGCCUACAGCAGGCCACAUGAUAUAACAGUGCACAUGAACAACACAAAGAUACAUGGCCAUGCAGGUGAAAUUAGUUACUGAUAGCCUGGCAGGUGAAUCCAUCCCUAGGCCUGUGGUAAUUUGACCUUCUGCAAAGCACUCAAAGAUUUCCUUCUCAUUGAAUUUUCAAACCGUACAUGUAAAUAUUCAUAAUGCUAUUCAGUAAAAUAUUUGUGUGUGUAAAGUAAAGCUUCCCACUGGGCACAACCUGGUUGAAUCAAUGUUUUAUCAACGUAAUUUGUCAAGGUAAUGUGACGUGGAAUCUAAAUGGAAAAUACAUUGGAUUUUCAAAAAGUCAUCCAAACUGUUGUUUUGAGGGUGAAAUUUCAACCACAGAAUUAUGUCAUCAUGGUAACCAAUUUUCAACCUUGUAUAAAAUAUGUUUAGUUUGUACCUUUGAAACAACGUCAGAUCUUCAACAUUAUAUCCACUAUCAGAAGAAAAAAAAUAGGCUUAGCAGAACCUCCUACUGGAGAGCAAAUGUAUCUACAGCUAUUGCAUUUGGGCUCCCAUCCAGGGGUUUAACCAAGCUCAGCUUUGAUAUUUGUCACUUACUACUACCAAUGUGUUACCGUGAGAAUUAUUAUUUAGAGAUUUCUUAAUAACUAAAUUUAUUCACUAUUGCUAUCGAAGUCAUUCCAAGUGGUGGGUUUAACAGUUCAAAUUAAAUUUAACCAUAUCGUAUAAGCGUUUGCGAAGAAAUCAAAAGCUAUUGUUUCAAUUCAGCCCAGGGUUCAACAAAACUAAACAAUACAUAUAGGCCUAGGAUUUCAAGCUUUAGUGAAAGUCAAAUUUAAUAUGUUGGAUUCACGUCUCCAUUUCAACCAGAAAAUCGAAGUUAAAAGAACAGGAAUAAAUCAAAUCGAACUUUAUUUAAAGUGCAUUUGAAGUUUGAUUUGAUAUAGUCCUGUUUUAUUACUUUUUGGUUACUUUUUGAUUUUUGGUUGAGAUGGAGAUAUUUGGUUGCGUUGACAACCAAAUACAAUUUAAUCUCACUUUUGCAAUAAAGUAAAUAGCCUAUUAACUUGUCUACAUGUUGGAUUCACGUCUCCAACUAAACCAAAAAUAAAAGCUAAAGAAUAGGAUUAAGCCAGUGGCUCAGAUGAAACUUUUCAAGCGUUAGAUACAUCUCCUUUAAAAUGUUGAUAUUUGUUUGUCAACCAACACAAUUCAAUAUGACUUUUGUAAUGCAGUAAAUAGCCUAAAGUUAAGGUUAUGGAACAGUUUUUAUUCAACUCAUCCAUGGCCACAUUUAGAGGUUACUGUAACUCUAAAAGUCUUAUUAUGUCAUCAUAGAAAGUGUGCAUGUUCAGGAUAGCAUGCAAAGGUCACAGGUCUGUGGAGAUCUUCACAAUAUUAAUGAACAAAUAUUAACAAAUUAAUUAUAUUAUAUAUUAACAAAUAUAAUUAACAAAUGAACAAAUAUUGUAAUAUAAUCUCAACUACAAUCCAGGUCAUUUGGUAGUGCUAUUAGAUGAAGCACAGUGAUAACACGUUAAAAUGUUGUAUAAAUACAACGUAUCUGACAUUGUAAUCCCAUUCGAAAUUUGUUGGGUUUUUAAAUGGAUGAAAUUGAAGUCGUAUGUAACGGCUGUCAUCGGUGGAAGAAGGUGAGGACCAAGGUGCAGCGUGGUAAGUGUUCAUGAUCUUUAAUAAUAAUCAAAACUGAACACUGACUAACAAAACAACAAAGAAACAACCGAAAACAGUUCUGUCUGGUGCAGACACACAAAGACUGAAAAUAACCACCCAUAAAACCCAACAGAAAACAGGCUACCUAAAUAUGGUUCCCAAUCAGGGACAACGAUUGACAGCUGCCUCUGAUUGAGAACCAUAUCAGGCCAAACACAGAAAUAGAAAAUCAUAGAAAAACUAACAUAGACAACCCACCCAACUCACGCCCUGACCAUACUAAAACAAAAGACAAAACAAAGGAACUAAGGUCAGAACGUGAUAUCGUAACACAUUUAGAUGACAACUAAACCAAAAAUCUGACAUUGUUUUUCCAUAGGAAUUUGGUUGUGCUUUUAGAUGGUUGAACGCAUAUGAUAACACAUUUGGGAAUUCAACAAAAUUCUGGCUGUCUUUUUGAGUGGGUAAAUAAAGGUUGAAAUUUCAUUGAGCAACGUCUCAACCAAAAAUUAGCCACAUUUCCAUGUUGAAAUAACGUGGUGUGGCCAGUGGGUUAGGCUACCCUACUUUUCAACACAUGUCCCUGCUGUAUCAUUCAAGAUGAAUCUGGUCCAUCUGGCAGAUCUAGCCAUUACUGGUAUUGCAGAGAGCUUACUGUACAUUUAAUACGGCUCUAUGUACAUUAAAUAUGACCCGGAGGAUAAAAAAUAUGAAUAGGCAUCUCUCUUACAAGCUGCUCCCAGGAGAGCUUGGAUUUUCAUAUCAGCAAGUUUCUAGGCAACCGUUCCAAAGCUAUAUUUAUACCAUAUACAGUACAGCAUGUUUGCUAAGAGAUUCACACCAAGUGGACUUGAUCUCCAUCCAGGAAACAGUCAGAAACACCAGUAUAUGGGAGGAAUAGUUUGUAUGGUGGUGCACUGGAGAAGCAAAACUAGUGCAAGUUAAGAGCUUCAAAGAAAUCACUCCAACCAUCGACAUUAGGAUUGAUACAGCAUUAUGGAUGAAUGACCAGUACAGGUUGAAUUCAGGUCUUAGUACAGUGUAGUGGAUGGAGGCUGGGUUGGAUGCCCUGAGGGCUCGAAUGUACUGAUUCCCUGUACUGCAGUACCAGGACAUAAUGUUCAAACGCUAUUGGGACACAACCGAAAUGACGGGGGCCGAGGUAUUUCAUCCUUACAUAAUGGAUCCAAUUUGUUCUUUCAGAUGGGUUUAUUCUGUUCUCUGCCCAAUGCCAUUGUCACAGUAUGCAGGGCCACAUGUUUGCAACAUGUGCGUAAACAAACAAACACACACACUCAGAAACAUGUGCAAUGCUUUCAGCAUGUUUUUGUUUUUCUUCAGAUAAAGAAACUGUUGUUUAUUUGCAGAUAUGGGGUCUCCAAGCUUUCAAACAACUUCACUUGAAAAAUAAGUGCUGUCCAACAGGUGGACAGUAGCCUAUGCCAACUCCAAUGGUGUGAAUUAUCAGUGUUGAGAGCCACAGCUGGAGUGAAGAGGAUAAAGGGGAAUGAAGUGAGAGAGAGCUGCAGUGCCAGUGCCAGUGCCAGUGCCAGCGACACUCCACAAGAGAAACAACAAGAACAAGAAUCCCACUCUGGGGCCGUAGCCAUGGAGACCAGCCAGCUUUCAGAGACGGACGACCUAACAGACUAUAAAAUGGAUUCUGGGGAAACGGAGGACCAGAGACGUCUGCUUAGUGAGAGCGAGGAAGAAUGUGACCAAGAACCUUUCGCAGAAUACAGAGGAACAAAAGAGAACAUAAAAACGUCAGUGGAUGAACCAGACGAGGACAAUGAAAAUGUGGAUGGAAACAGAGAGGAGGGGAUUCUCAACUUUGGGACAGGACAAGAUGACUUCAGUCUAAAAGAGUUACUCAACUCCUCAAGUAUAUUUGGGAGUGAACCCGUUUGCAAGGUGGAAGACCUGCUUGCAGAAGAUGACAUGGACAACUCUGCUCCAUCAGAAGUGAUGGUGACACAAGAGUCCAUCUUGGAGCAGCUUAUCCGAGAGGAGGUCUCCUCUGACGUUUCUACGGGGUCCUGUCAUGACCUUGACCGAGACGACCUGAGUGACUGUCUGCAGGUAGAAAUGGCCAUCGUGUCAUCAGACAGUGAGACUGAUGACCAAUGGAGGUCCACUUUUGCAUCUACAGUCAACAAGGAGGAAAGGUGUGACGGAAAUGCUCAAGAUGCUCCCGAGAAGGACAAAGCUGCAGGGGAGGCAGAGAAUGGGGCCAAGGAUGAAACUGCAGAUAGUCCUCAUGAGCUUGAACAACCCGAUUGCCCCACAGAAUGCGAGAUCCAAGACCAAGAUAUGUCCUCUGGCCAGUUCAAGGUCUUAUCAGAGAUUCCAGAGGAUGAGGAAGAGGCCAGCCAAGGCGGAGCUUGCAAAGUACGUCGUUCUACAUCUGCAAGCUCUUCUGUAAGCUCUGACCCUGACAAGAAGGUUCCUCAAGACUACUGUGUGAUACAAGAAAUGACGAGCAAGAACGUUAGUACAGAACAUGUGGACUUCCAGGGGGCUCGGAAGCAGUGGCGCCAAAUGGAGGAGCAGACCAAAGGACAGGUCCAGGUCCACCAGCCCACUGUCAGACAGCAGGGGAUGUGCCAGGGAGGCCACAGCGCCAUGUACACACCCGUCAGGAACAUCGACCGACCCAGGAGGGACACCGAACUCGACAGCCUCGCCCUGGGUGACUUUCAUCACACCCAGUUUAGCCCAUGUUCAGAAGACUCAGGUCUGGAUGACCUCAGCUACAGGUCCCCUUACGAGGACUCAGACAACCCUGUCGAAAGGGAGAUACGACAAACCAUAGAGCGCGAGGAAAACUUCAGGCGGGAGAGAGGGAUCGCGAAACAGGGUCAAGCUGGAGAAUCAUCUGCACAUCCCAGACCAACCACUCUCUACCCCGGCAAGUACGGGAAAGGUUUUUGCCAGGAGGUGGAGGAGAAACGGAAGAUGUUUGACUCUAGUGAUCCCGGAUGCAGGCCAUUGAGGUCUCUCGACGCAAAAACCCCAACCUUCUCCAUAGCCACCUCCCCCUCACCCACACCAAGGUGUGCGACCUACCACGAAAUGACCGCCCAAAACGUGAUCAUCCUGGAGCCAGACUCCUACCCCACCAGCCCAAGGCACCGCACCCGAGGAUCCCUGCUCUCCCCGGGUUCCAGCCGUUACAGCGAGUGGCCUUUGGAGACGUCAGCCAACGUCAUCAUUCUAGAGACGUCCAACCUGAUCAUUCGAAGCGCCUCAGAGUUCUGCCUGAGCUCGGCCUCCUGCCAGGAGACCCAGGAGAGCACAUUUGUCAACAACCCCUUCUUCAAACUGCGCUCGCGGAGCUCCAUGUCCCUGGUGGAUCAGGAGAUUAAGAUGGUGAAGCAGAGGGAGGAGGAGUGGAGGAGGCAGAGGAGCCAGAUGCACACCAGGGAGAAGUAUGACACUGUUGUGGUGUCCCCCAACCUGGAGAACCUGAGCUUUGAUACAGCAGACGUGCCGCUGAAAUGUGUGUCUUCCCCUUCAUCACCAUCAAGGACUCGAAAGCUGGACCGCUCCACCCUGUCAUGUGACCAUAGGUUCCCAGAAUCACUCUCCACAUUACCAAGGAAAAAGAAUGCCAUGGCUCAGAGAUGGGAGGCAAGACUAUUUGUCAACCACGAACAAGAGUGAAGAACACCAAACCUGAAUAAUCCCAUUCCAUAUUACUACAGCUGCCAACUUCCUGAACUUUGCUAGAUGUUUCCAGUUCUAUUAUUGAUACAGCUUGAAUAUAUGUAUUCAUUACUGGUACUGUACUUUUAAAGUUAUUGUGAAAUAAAAUAUGUAAUUGGUAUUGUAAGAGAUAUGACACAAUGUAAUGAACAUAGAUGGACUACCGGAUGAGUACAUUACGAUAUUGUUCAGUUAAGAUCUUUACAUAUUUUUAAGUACUGUCUUGGUUAUACAAAAGAAAGAUAUUUAUGGUAUUUUCGUAUUGUAUUUUCUUCUAAAUAGAGUUUAAACUAAAGAGGCAAUAGAAUAUUAUGAUAAAUGUGGUAAUCCAAAGCAGUAAAAAACAAAUCUAUUAUUGUUCUAAAAUAAAGAAUGCAUAUUAUAAUUACCUGUAUAAUUAACUUAAUUUAAAAUGUUUAAUAUGAUAGCCACUUAUAGUAUAGGAUAUUCAAAGCUUGACCUGACAUUGCCAUUUUGAGAUGCCUUUUUCAACUAUAUUACUGUUUUUUAUGCUUCACAAUGUGAUCUUUUUUGUUUGCAGGUGGUCUAGUAUUAUGUACUAAACUAAUGCAAAACUCCAAGGUGAAUACUUUAAAGUUUAAAUUGCAUUCUCUGUUAUUUUAAGUGUUAAGUUGUUCCAUGGAGAUUUCGCUUUUGUUUGUUUUUGUUAUUCUCAAUUGAUAAUUCUGCAUCAAAAUAAAGUUGUAUUGACAUUAAGGAAAAUAA
Messenger RNA from Salvelinus fontinalis (brook trout), 6744 nucleotides. RefSeq lists its product as uncharacterized. Lineage: Eukaryota; Metazoa; Chordata; Actinopteri; Salmoniformes; Salmonidae. The coding region runs from base 3919 to 5976 and encodes 685 amino acids. The transcript has 4 exons. The record is from RefSeq and is a predicted model, not a curated record.